This is a messenger RNA of Aaosphaeria arxii CBS 175.79, 2145 nucleotides long. RefSeq names its product MFS general substrate transporter. The transcript has a single exon. Gene Ontology annotation, biological process: transmembrane transport. NCBI's taxonomy places the organism in Eukaryota, Fungi, Ascomycota, Dothideomycetes, Pleosporales. Gene Ontology annotation, molecular function: transmembrane transporter activity. The record is from RefSeq and is a predicted model, not a curated record. The coding region runs from base 190 to 1899 and encodes 569 amino acids.
GAGUCUGAUGCGGCUCGGUAGAGCCGUGUGAAAUCUGAGUGAAGGCCUUUCCAAUCUCUUCCAUAUCUUUGAACACGAUAAAAAUUUUACCCCUGCACGGACUUUCUAACCUAUCGCAUUUGCGCCUAACAAGAAAAAAAAAGGAAUUUCAAUUGUACUGGAUUGUAUUCAGGCAAAGAGAUAGCCUGUAUGGAAGACCUCCAAAUCCAUAAUCUCCAAGAAGAGCUGCUUCCGGGCUCGCGACGUAUCAUCAAAGAUGAGCACGCGAGCACCUCUGACGACAGUCUCCUCGAAAAACAUGGCGAUGUUAUCCUUGUUCCACAGCCAACACAGUCACCUAACGAUCCCCUGAACUGGAGUUUGGCGCGCAAAAUUUGGCACACCCUUCUUGUUUGCUAUAUUACUGCCCUGACUGCUGGCACCGCCAACACGGCGGGUGCGGCUGCUGUAGGCGUUAACGAAGAGUAUGGCAUAAGCUAUGACGUCUUCAACACCGGCGCCGGUAUUCUCUUUAUCGGGAUAGGGUACUGGACGCUCCUAGCAUCCCCGGGUUCCCAUCUUUAUGGCCGCAGAAUCGCAUACCUCGUGAGCUGCGUCUGGGGCAUUAUUGGCAAUUUCUGGUUUGGCAGACUCCAGAAUAAGAACGACACCAUUUGGACCCAGCUUUUUGUUGGUGCAUCUGAGGCCGUCGGCGAGGCUGCUGUACAACUAUCCCUCCUCGACAUUUGGUUUGAGCACCAGAAUGGAACCUCUCUGGGACUGUACACUCUAGCAACCUCACUAGGAACUUACAUCGGCCCACUGCUUGGUGGCCAUAUCGCGAGCAGCUCCUUGGGUUGGCGCUGGAUUGGAUAUUGGGGAGGCAUUGCAUCUGUCAUCACACUCGCCAUUUUCUACUUUGGAUUGGAGGAGACCUCAUUCCCGCGUGAUCGAUACCUAUCUCUUCAAUCCCAGGUUAUCGAUGAUUCCCCAGCGGAUCCGACUGCUGUACCACAUGCUGCCGAUGGCACUGUCGAGGCAGCACCUCCGUCGACUGCUGCGCAGUACCCAGAUGAGAAGAAUGUCGGCUCAAAUCCCAUCGCCACGGCACAACGACGCAUUUCCGUUUCAUUCAGCCAGCGCAAGACGUACUGGCAGCGUAUCGCCGUUAUCACGCCUGCACCCAACCUACGUGGUUGGGGUUUCAAGCAAUACGGAAAGCGCUUAUGGUCCACUCUCCGCAUUUUCACAUUCCCAGCUUGCAUCUACGCAGGUCUUCAGUGGGGCAUGCAAAACGUCUGCCUUUCGUACUAUCUCACCGUCCAGGAGGACCACUGGAUCGGACCUCCAUGGUACUACAGCGAUGCCGCAGUAGCCAACAUGAACCUCGCCUGCCUCAUCGGCAGCGUAAUCGGUUGUUUCUACGGAGGCUACCUCAGUGACAAAUUCCAGAUCUGGAUGAGUCGCCGCAACAACGGCAUCAUGGAGGCAGAGUUCCGUCUCGCGCUCAUGGUGCCCUGCGCACUCAUCUUCCCCGCCGGCAUGCUCCUCUUCGGCAUCGGAUCCGAGCACGGUUGGGCCUGGCCGGUUCCCUACGUAGGCCUGGGUUUCAUCGGUUUCGGCUACGGCUGUGCUGGAGAUCUAAGUAUCACGUAUCUGGCCGACGCGUACCCGGAUAUGAUUCUCGAGGGUAUGGUGGGUGUUGCCGUGAUCAACAACACCUUGGCCAUGAUCUUCACCUUCGCCGCUAGCGGUUGGCUCGACUCGGGCAUCCAGAACUGCUUCAUCGCUUUGGCCGUCAUCAGCUUCGUCGUCAUGAUCUUGUCGGCGCCUAUGAUGUACUGGGGCAAGUCGAUCAGGAGGUGGACGAGGCCCAUGUACACGAACUACUUGCACCUGCGAGAUGGUAUGGAUCAGUAGUUUUGUGGUUGGUGGAUUACCCGGUUAUUUGCUUUCCUCAAAAGAAUUGUUUUUUGUUGAUUGUUGAUACCCAAUAUUAGUAGAUGAAAAGGAGAGGAAUUGAGGGAGUUUACAUAGAUGGAAAGAUGUACAUGUACAUCUACAUGUCUAUACCAUAGAAGACGGAUAGGAGUUUCACAUAUAUGGCCCGGUCUGAUAGAUACAUGAUCGUUCCAGUCAUUUCAAUUAGAUACAAAAUCUCUAUAC